AUGUUAAAUAUUUCCAGAAACACCCUUGGCGCGGCAUUUGUUGCUACAAGAAACAUCCAUGCUUCCAAAACAAGCUUUCAGAAAACUGGCACUGCUGAGGUAUCCUCUAUUCUUGAGGAGCGUAUUUUGGGAGCUGACACCUCUGCGGAACUUGAGGAGACUGGCCGUGUGCUCUCGAUUGGUGAUGGUAUUGCCCGCGUGUACGGCCUGAGAAAUGUCCAGGCAGAAGAAAUGGUUGAAUUCUCUUCUGGUCUGAAGGGUAUGUCCUUGAAUUUGGAGCCGGACAACGUUGGUGUUGUCGUGUUUGGUAACGACAGACUGAUCAAGGAAGGGGAUGUUGUGAAGAGGACUGGUGCCAUUGUGGAUGUGCCAGUUGGGGAAGAGCUGCUGGGCCGCGUUGUAGAUGCCCUGGGCAAUCCAAUUGAUGGGAAGGGUCCUAUUACAUCUAAGACACGUAGGAGAGUUGGCUUGAAGGCCCCUGGGAUCAUUCCCAGAAUCUCUGUGCGUGAACCUAUGCAGACUGGUAUUAAGGCUGUGGACAGCUUGGUGCCAAUUGGUCGUGGCCAGCGUGAGCUGAUCAUCGGUGACAGGCAGACUGGGAAAACUUCAAUUGCCAUUGACACAAUAAUCAAUCAGAAACGAUUUAAUGAUGGAACAGAUGAGAAAAAGAAGCUGUACUGCAUCUAUGUUGCAAUUGGCCAGAAGAGGUCGACUGUUGCUCAGCUGGUGAAGAGGCUGACUGACGCAGAUGCCAUGAAGUACACUAUUGUGGUGUCUGCCACAGCAUCCGAUGCUGCACCCCUGCAGUAUCUGGCUCCCUAUUCAGGCUGCUCCAUGGGGGAGUACUUCAGAGACAACGGAAAACAUGCAUUAAUCAUCUAUGAUGACUUAUCCAAACAGGCUGUUGCCUAUCGUCAGAUGUCUCUGCUGCUGCGGCGCCCUCCCGGUCGUGAAGCCUACCCGGGUGACGUGUUCUACCUGCACUCCCGCCUGCUGGAGAGAGCAGCCAAAAUGAACGAUUCCUUUGGGGGUGGCUCUCUGACCGCCUUGCCUGUCAUUGAAACGCAGGCUGGUGAUGUGUCUGCUUACAUUCCAACCAAUGUCAUCUCCAUCACUGAUGGGCAGAUCUUCUUGGAAACGGAGUUGUUCUACAAAGGUAUCCGUCCAGCCAUCAAUGUUGGUCUGUCUGUGUCCCGGGUAGGUUCUGCUGCUCAGACCAGGGCUAUGAAGCAGGUGGCGGGUACCAUGAAGCUGGAGCUGGCUCAGUAUCGUGAAGUAGCUGCCUUCGCUCAGUUUUGAUCCUUCCGAGAAGGACUCUGUGUCAUGCUGUUGUGUCCUGAUGUAAGAGUUACCAGUGGUGUGACGGCUUUCUUCUCUGCAGUUCCCAUGGCUAUUGAGGAACAGGUUGCAGUCAUCUAUGCUGGUGUAAGAGGUCACUUGGACAAGCUGGAGCCCAGCAAAAUCACUAAAUUUGAGAGCGCUUUCCUAGCUCACGUACUGAGCCAGCACCAGGCCCUCCUCUCCACGAUCAGGACCGAAGGGAAGAUCUCUGACCAGACAGAAGCUAAGUUGAAGGAGAUAGUCACAAGUUUCCUGUCUACUUUUGAGGCAUAAACUCUGAAAACUGUCCCAGCAGACCACGCUGUUGUCGUGAUCCUGUGCUCCAGCUCCAUCGAAGACUUCAAAGUACGUGCGACUUGAAUGUACAGAUCUCAACCAGAAUAAAAGUUUCCGUGU
This is a messenger RNA of Opisthocomus hoazin, 1737 nucleotides long. The record is from RefSeq and is a predicted model, not a curated record. NCBI's taxonomy places the organism in Eukaryota, Metazoa, Chordata, Aves, Opisthocomiformes, Opisthocomidae.